Diospyros lotus (date-plum) is the source of this 819-nucleotide messenger RNA. RefSeq lists its product as uncharacterized. Gene Ontology annotation, molecular function: RNA binding. Bases 137 to 619 code for a protein of 160 amino acids. Gene Ontology annotation, cellular component: cytosol. The record is from RefSeq and is a predicted model, not a curated record. Lineage: Eukaryota; Viridiplantae; Streptophyta; Magnoliopsida; Ericales; Ebenaceae. The transcript has 8 exons.
AACAAGAAACGCCUCAUUUUUCUGGUAUCCGGCUGUUGGGACUUGGGAGCCCUAGCUUUUAGUUGCUCUCAUCUCUCUUAACUCAUUGAUCGGUGAUCCAUAACGUCGAUACUUGCAGAGAGAGAGAGAGAGGACGAUGGGGAGAGGAAAGUUCAAGGGCAAACCUACUGGCCGGCGCCAGUUUUCCACUCCGGAGGAGAUGAUGUCUGGUUCAUCUUCUCGGCCUCGCACAUUUAAACAGGUUGAAGCUAAAGAGGAGGAAGAGGAGAGAUCUGAAGAAGAAGCGGAACAGGAUUCUGAGGAAGAACCUGAAAAGCGGAAGGGCACCCAAGGUGUUAUUGAGAUUGAGAAUCCUAAUUUGGUGAACCCAAAGACCUUGAAAGCUAAAGAUGCUGAUAUUGAGAAAACAACUGAACUCUCAAGGCGUGAAAGAGAAGAGAUAGAGAAACAGAAGGCUCAUGAAAGAUACAUGAGGUUGCAAGAACAAGGGAAAACUGAACAAGCAAGAAAAGAUUUAGAGCGAUUGGCCCUUAUACGGCAGCAGAGGGCCGAGGCUGCCAAAAAACGAGAAGAAGAAAAAGCAGCUAAAGAACAAAAGAAGACUGAAGGUCGCAAGUGACGGUAAUCUGCCUGGGUGAAAUGUUAAACAGAAAAUUGUACUUCUAGGACAACAUAUUUGUUCCUCUAGUUCGUUCAAAUCAAAGUGUCGUUUCAAGUACAAUUUGUUUAGGCUAUCUAUUUUGGUUGUAUACAGGAGGCAAAUGUGUGUAACCACUAUUGGACCUUUAUAGCUUUUAAGAACUAUUUAAGACUUUGAUA